GCCGCCUCACCGUCCUCUUUUUAGCUUUCUCCUAUCCUCAUAUUUGAGGAGGACGUGGGCAAGCAGCAAGCAAUUAGUCCAGGCGGAGAAGGCGGAGAAGGCGGAGAACGCAUAGGUUGGCCGCCGAUGAAGAGGACGACGAGCUUCUCGGAGUUAUCGCCGCCUCUUCCGGCGUGCUCGCCGCCGCCGUGCCAACCUUCGUCGGACGACAAGGGCUCGGAUGUAAUUAAAUCGUUGCUGGAUCGGAUAAGGAGGAACUCAAUUGAUUUGUCAUCACUGAAUCUCACCAAUGCGGCCCACUUCCUCAACACUUGCGGUUUCUGCAAGCGCCGCAUCGGUCCCGGCAUCGAAACCUUCAUCUACAGGGUUUAUCAAAUCCUAUUAAAUUUGGACUUAUCAAACGUUUGGGGCAAUGGCGAGCGACUAUGAGCGAUGCCUGUGAAU
Molecule: messenger RNA, 444 nt
Organism: Phalaenopsis equestris
Lineage: Eukaryota; Viridiplantae; Streptophyta; Magnoliopsida; Asparagales; Orchidaceae
Exons: 2
Coding region: 127-429 (100 amino acids)
Source: RefSeq, a predicted model, not a curated record